Messenger RNA from Salvia hispanica, 1225 nucleotides. RefSeq names its product E3 ubiquitin ligase BIG BROTHER-related-like. Lineage: Eukaryota; Viridiplantae; Streptophyta; Magnoliopsida; Lamiales; Lamiaceae. The record is from RefSeq and is a predicted model, not a curated record.
UUGAAGCAUCACUCUCUCAUUCAAAAUCACACUGCUUUUCUUGCUCAAUAAUUCUUCUUUGAAUUUUUGGGCGAAUCGUGAUGGAGAACAACACCAAUGACAAGGCUGAUUCCGGCAACCAGGAAAACCCCAACGAUCACUGCAAUCCUAGCAUCGACAAUGCCAACCCUAUCUCCGGCGACGUCGCCGGAAAUCGACCCCAGAGAACCCCCUUCACCGACCUCAGUCAAGUCGACGCGGAUCGAGCACUUGCUCGCACUCUCCAGGAACAGGAAAGAGCUUAUAUGAUGUUGAGAAUGGGAGGCGGUGGUGGGAGUGAUUCUGAUAGUUGGGAAACGGAGAGUUACGAUGAUUUUGACGAGGAGGAUUAUGAUGAGUCGGAUGUUGAGGUGGGCGAUGGUGAAGUGCGUGUAUUUGAUGAGGAUGCUAGUGCUGAAGGAGAAGACGAUGAUGAGGAUGGCCAAGAUGUUGAACUGGAUCCGUCUGCAUUUCCUGAUGACGAAGCGUAUGCGAGAGCAUUGCAAGAUGCUGAAGAACGCGAGAUGGCAGCUAGAUUGUUGGGCCUGGCUGGGAUAAAUGAAAGUGAAGAUUCCGAUGAAGAGGAUCAUGAUGGAAAUUCUCAGGAUGCAUGGGACGAAGUUGACCCUGAUGAACUAUCAUAUGAGGAGCUGCUUGCCCUCGGUGAAGUAGUUGGAACAGAAAGCAGGGGCCUUCCUGCAGAGACAAUCGCUUCCUUGCCAUCAAUUAACUACAAAUCACAAGGCAGCCAGGAAGGAAUCAGUGAUUCCUGUGUUAUAUGUCGGCUGGACUUUGAAGAUGACGACACCUUGAUACUCCUUUCUUGUAAACAUUCCUACCAUUCAGAAUGCAUCAACAGUUGGUUAAAGAUAAACAAGGUCUGUCCUGUAUGCAGUGCCGAAGUCCCAACUUCUCAGAUGAGCUAGCAGACUCGAUGAUGAUGGAGUUUUGGGAGAGCACUAAACUCCAGGAUGGUGAAGAGUGGGGGCAUUCUGCAAAAAGAUGGAAGCAAAUAAAAGAUAGCUUUUCCAUCGUUUGCUAUAUUACUAAAUCUAAGAGCAAAUCCAGCUAUAUUAUUGUUCUUUCAUUUUCUUGUGCAUGAUUUUAUAUUUAUAUUCUCUUUUUGGGGCCUAGUUUCUUUCCCUAAUCCAAAAUGUAUUUCGAAUUCUCUGUUUUGCUAUUUAAUUCUCCCUCCAUUCAUGAACAA